GUUUUUGAAAAAAAAAAACUUGUGCACAAUAUAUUAUCUCCGGUCUAAGUUCUCUAUGUUCUGAGAAUCAAUAUAUUUAUGUUUCACUUUAAAAAAGAAAAAAAAAACGAAGAAGAUGAAAAACACAAAUACACUCAAUAUUAUUGUUUUAACUUUAAUUGUUCGUUAGGGUUUAACAGUCACUCUGUCUCCACUGCUCCAAUCAUCCCAAAAUGGCUUCCUCCAAAUCCCUAAUUCGUGCUGGGGCUUCAAUGGCGACGCGGUUCCUCAGUCGGGCUUUCCACACAAGCCCGAAUCCUUUUCUUUCUGCGAAGCACGAAUUGAUAGCGGCCCCCAAAUUGCUCCCCUCUCUGUUUAGUCCUCAGUCUCAGAAAUUGGCGCCUUUUUACUCCCCGCAGCCUCAGAACGACGUCGAGUCGAUCAGAAAGCUCAACUCCGAAGGAUUCCUCUACCCUUCUGGCCUCCCUUCUCUCCCCUUCUUGCUGCCCGAAGGUGACGAAUCUUCAUCAAGUGAGCCUAUGCUUUGUCACACGAAGAGGACGUACCAACCAAGCAACAUUAGGCGCAAAAGGGUUCAUGGAUUCUUCGCUAGGAAAUCCACCAAAGGUGGCCGGAGAGUCAUUUCCCGACGAGUUGCAAAGGGUCGGUAUAGAAUCACGGCAUGAUCAAACUUCUAGCAAGUUUCUGGCUGAUCUGAUCAAAUGGCACAGGCAUUUUGAGGGGAAAAAACUGAAUUGGUGCUCAUAGUUGCCUCCAAAUUGUUGUUUUUUAGCUCUUACUUAUUUUUGUAAUGGAGUUUGAUUUUGCUAAGUACUGAAUUUGAUCUGUGUUUGAGAUGAGCAAUAAUUAUGUUAGUUCGAUAAUAUUUUAGAAAAAAGUAUGGUGAUUUAAGUUAUGAAGUAAUUGAUAGCAUAUUGCAUCCAAGAAAAUAUGUGUUUUGGGGACUUACUA
Salvia miltiorrhiza (redroot sage) is the source of this 951-nucleotide messenger RNA. RefSeq lists its product as uncharacterized. Gene Ontology annotation, molecular function: structural constituent of ribosome. Gene Ontology annotation, cellular component: ribosome; mitochondrial large ribosomal subunit. Bases 213 to 665 code for a protein of 150 amino acids. Gene Ontology annotation, biological process: translation. The record is from RefSeq and is a predicted model, not a curated record. The transcript is spliced from 3 exons. Lineage: Eukaryota; Viridiplantae; Streptophyta; Magnoliopsida; Lamiales; Lamiaceae.